UUCAGAGCGAAUAGAUGAUGAACAAUUUCAGCAUUUUUGUGAUCUUCGGAGUAAAGGAUUUACCCCUUAGACUAGUAAGAGAGAAGGAGCGUGAACAGUACUCCAUUGCAGUACCAUCUACUGUCCAGCAGGUGGUGGUGUUUUCUCAGGGGAGAUGGGAGAAGCGAACUGGAGUGAGGGUGGAAUUGGCGGAACCGGGCAAUUGCCCCAUCAUGAUAGGGAAUUUAACGCCAAACAAGAAGUGUAUUUCGUGGGAAAGCUGGGAGGGAGGAGACACAUGGAGCGGUGAUUUGACUUUAACAGCAAGUGUGGAGGGAGCAAGUAUGUUGAACGUGGUACCCUCUUCAGUCCGAGAGGUGCAAGGUAGGCGGAAAAGAGGACGGGAGCAGGACCAGGAGUUGAGCGGUAGAGGGCAGGAGAACGUGUGCCCAAAUGGAUUCCUGUCAGAAAGGGUGACCCCUCGCAGAAGGGUGAGAGGCAGUCACCGUGGCAGUAAGGCACAUCUGUUCAACCGCAGCGAUGAAGAAGCCAGUGCCUCCCUCCCUCAGAGUAACAAGGCCAAAGCCCCCACACAAACCGUCUCAACAGUCAACCCUACAGGUCGCUGGGGUCAAACACUCUCCCCAGUUGAUCCCAAGACUGCCAUUCUCAUUGGAGGACAGGGCUUGAGGAUGCAGUUCUGCAAGGACCCCAUGUGGAAACUCUGUACUGAGGACAUGUCAUGGAUGCCAGCUGAGACGAUGGCAGAAGGCCCCACCCCAGAGGCUCGGAUUGGCCACACAGCGACCUUUGACCCAGAGUCGAGGCGGAUUUUCAUCUUUGGAGGCUCCAAGAACAAGAAGUGGUUUAACGAUGUCUACAUCCUGGACACGCAAAGCUGGCGGUGGACCAUGGUUGAGGCGCAGGGUAAAGUGCCCCCGCUGGCCUACCACAGCUGCAGCCUCUUUCGGGGGGAGCUGUUCGUGCUUGGAGGGGUGUUCCCAUGCCCUCACCCAGAGCCGGAUGGCUGCAGCGACUCCGUCUACAUCUUCAACCCUGAGAUGGCCAUCUGGUACAAGCCCAUUGUCAAUGGUGACCGCCCUGCCCCGCGAUCAGGGCACUCUGCCUGCGUGGUACAGGGGAAGAUCUACAUAUUUGGGGGCUGGGACACGCCUGUGUGCUUUAACGACAUGCACGCGCUAGACCUGGGGCUAAUGGAGUUUUCAGCAGUGGAGACCAGUGGAGUGCCACCUUUACCUCGAAGCUGGCAUGCCUGCGCGCUGCUCUCGGCCUCCAAGUUCCUGAUCCACGGAGGCUAUAACGGGAACAACGCCUUGGCAGAUGCUUUCAUCUUUGAUACGGUCUCCAGCAGCUGGACCAUGGUGGUCAACACCCAGCUGUCCUCCGUCCCCCGUGCUGGACACUCCAUCAUCACAAUGUCCAGCUCUUGCACUCAGGGUUCACUUGAAGAUGGGGACCAGGAAGUGACAUCAAAGCCCCCUCCUGAGAUGCUGUUCAUGUUUGGGGGUGGGGACAAUGAGGGAAGCUUCUUUUCCGAUCUUGAGACCCUGUCAGUUGACAAGCUGCUGACCUGAGAGAUUGCAGACAACCUGCAUUCAGCUUCACCUGCUUUCCAGUGAGAUGCUAAAAGCAUUGAAAUAGAUUUCACCUUGCAACUUUGACCCCUCUUUCCUUACAGUGGGCUCUGAAGACAAACAGUUAACAUACAAUUGCAAAUCCUAGAUUUUGCAAGAUUUUGGUUUGGUUGGUAGGCCUAAUUGUUUUAUAUUUUAUAUAUUUAUUUUUUGUUCAGGAACACUUACAACACACGGUCUCACAUGAUCUUACAUGAAUCAACGCAAUCCUUGAAAUAUGGUGAGGGGGUAAAAUGGCGAAAUAAAAGAAACUCAAACGUAAGGGAAGUCUAUUAUCUAACAAUGCUCCAAGUUAACACUUUUGUGGCAAGUUUUCUCACUCAGGUAAAUAGUGUUCAAAUUGUGAGCUCUUGCCCUGAGUGCAGGAAACCUGUUCUUUAAGGUGGAAGGGGAGGAGUUUAAUAGUCAUGGGAUUCUGAUUUAGUGUUUUGUUAAAA
Molecule: messenger RNA, 2071 nt
Organism: Megalops cyprinoides (Indo-Pacific tarpon)
Lineage: Eukaryota; Metazoa; Chordata; Actinopteri; Elopiformes; Megalopidae
Gene: krcp
Product: kelch repeat-containing protein
Exons: 12
Coding region: 15-1574 (519 amino acids)
Molecular function (GO): protein binding
Source: RefSeq, a predicted model, not a curated record